CUCUUCUUUCCCACUAACCCUUUUCUCUUCCUUAAUUUGCCACAAAUUAGCAUUUCAAGAAAAACACAUAGUAACAAAUCCUAAAAGGGAUCAAAACUUAUAAUAAUCCUAGAAAGAAAGUCAGGUUUGAUUCAAGAUAUGGAAAUCGAGUUGGUAAAGUGCGAUUGUUGUGGGCUGAAAGAAGAUUGCACAAAAGACUACAUUAGUGAAGUGAAGGGGAAUUUUGAGGGAAAAUGGCUAUGUGGAUUGUGCUCAGAAGCUGUUAGAUAUGAAGUUAACAGAGGGAAUUAUAAGAAGCAAUUUCUUGGGAUGGAAGAAGCUGUAAAAGCUCAUAUGUCAUUUUGUGGGAAAUAUAAGUCUAAUAAUCCUGCAGUUCAUGUAGCUGAUGGGAUGAGGCAGAUGCUAAGAAGAAGGUCAGGCGAUUUGUCAACAACUUCUCCUUCUAAGAAGUAUACAAGAUCAAUAAGCACAUCCCAAGUUAGAGAUGAAUCUUCUUUCACCUAUUAUUAGUUAGACAAGGAAAAAACACAAAAGAAGCUUAACCUCAACUUAUAUUUGAACGGAGAAACUUAUAGUAGGGAGCGUUUCCUUUUGUCCCAUGAGUACAAAGUCGGAUUAAUCGCGCCAAUAAAUUUCGGAUAAUCUCAAUCACAUCUUUAUCUUGUACAGAGAAUGUUAUUAAUUUCAGUGGAGGCUACUUCAGAUAGUUUUGUUUUAUCUUUUGAUAUAUAUGCGGAUAUGUGAAGUUAUUUUCCAUUUCAGUCACUGAACUAUAAUAUAUCGUCUAGGGGAAAAGUAUAUCGUCGAUUUUCCCCCAUGGUAAUGAAGUUUUUAAUUAGCCUAA
This is a messenger RNA of Nicotiana tabacum (common tobacco), 844 nucleotides long. RefSeq lists its product as uncharacterized. Lineage: Eukaryota; Viridiplantae; Streptophyta; Magnoliopsida; Solanales; Solanaceae. The record is from RefSeq and is a predicted model, not a curated record.